AUGUUAUGGUCAAAUCUUAUCAGACUAUUAUUGCAUUAUCAACAAAAUGUUGUAAGUCAAAAAUUAAGCACAACAAAUUUAACAACUUCACCUGGCUUAAAUAUAAAUGAUGAAGCGGAGACAUGCUGUGGUCAUUGUGCAUUACAAUUUAUGAAUGAUUUAAUGAAAAGAAUUGGAAAGAUUGAAACGUCAAAUUUAAUUAAUUUUAAUUUUAAUAAUUUCUUAUUUGCAAUGUCAAAUGCUACCAUUCUUCAACAUUUUUGCAAAGAAUUUCAUCAAUUUGAGCAUUGCUGUUCAAAAUGUAUUCCCAGUUAUUCACGAGAAAUUUUGAUGGGAUAUUCCGAAAUUAUCAAUCAAAUAUGCAUUUAUAAUUUUAAAGAUAUCAAAGAAAAUUUUGGAUGCUUAGCUGGAUUGAAUUCACAGAUCAGACAACUUUGCAUGCGCACUUGUACACCAUAUCAGGAAGCAUUUCAUUCUAUAGCUCGAAAUUUUCGACAUUUCAUUCUCAAUAGUGACAUAACCAUUCUCGAAAAUUACCUAAAUGAAUCAUGCGAAUAUGUCCUUUGCUCAUUGCACUGCGAUGUGCCAUUAAUUGCGCAUAAUUGUGGUUAUCAAAUAGUUGAAAAAAUAAUUGCAUUAACGAGGAAAUCAUUUAAAUCCAUGAGGAAAUUAUCACUUGAUACAGCAGUUGUUAAUAGGUGGCCUCAAGCGUGUGCUGAAAUAAUUACUUAUAAAAUACCAAAACAAAAUUUAACAACCAUGCAGCCACAACCUCAGCAAAUAAUGCAAAUUGAAAGAAAUGGUCAACAGAGUCAAACAGUGAUUAAAUUGUUAUCAUCAUUCUUAUCACUAAUUAUCUAUUUCAUAUUAGAAUAA
Molecule: messenger RNA, 876 nt
Organism: Brugia malayi
Lineage: Eukaryota; Metazoa; Nematoda; Chromadorea; Rhabditida; Onchocercidae
Exons: 6
Coding region: 1-876 (291 amino acids)
Source: RefSeq, a predicted model, not a curated record